Melospiza georgiana is the source of this 1917-nucleotide messenger RNA. It is a transcript of the gene BRF2, whose product is annotated as BRF2 RNA polymerase III transcription initiation factor subunit. Lineage: Eukaryota; Metazoa; Chordata; Aves; Passeriformes; Passerellidae. The transcript is spliced from 4 exons. Gene Ontology annotation, cellular component: nucleus; transcription preinitiation complex. The record is from RefSeq and is a predicted model, not a curated record. Gene Ontology annotation, molecular function: RNA polymerase II general transcription initiation factor activity; TBP-class protein binding. The coding region runs from base 1 to 1707 and encodes 568 amino acids. Gene Ontology annotation, biological process: transcription preinitiation complex assembly; transcription initiation at RNA polymerase II promoter.
AUGGCGGCGCGGGGCCGGUGCCCCGAGUGCGGCUCGGGCUCGCUGGUGGAGGACGCGCACUACGCGCAGCAGCAGCUGGUGUGUGCCGCCUGCGGCUGCGUCCUGUCCGAGGGGCUCCUCACCACCACCUACACCGACGAGGAGCAUCUGAGGGAGGUCGCCUAUUCCCAGAGCACCGGGCAGAAGGAGCAGCUGAGCCGCUGCCUGCAGCGAGGCAUCCGGCGGGUGCAGGACCUCUGCAAGGUGCUCAAGCUGCCAGCAGCCUUUGAGGAAACGGCUGUGUCCUACUUCCAGAGGGCUCUGGAGCUGCCUGCCUUCCACCUGGUCAGCCUGGAGAAGAAGGAGCUGCUGGGGGGGUGCUGUGUGCUGGUGACGUGCCGGCAGCGCCGCUGGCCGCUGACCAUGGGCACCGUGUGCUCCCUGCUCUACGCCAAGCAGGAGCUCUUUGCCAGCGUCUUCCUGAGCCUGCAGAGGGAGCUGGGGCUCUCUGUGCCUGCCCUGAGCCUGGCAGACCUGGUGACAACACACCUGAGCAGCUUCCGGCUGGUGCAGCCCAGUGCCAACAUCCCUGGGCCCUUCCUGGAGGACAAGGAGCAGCUGGUGGCCCGGACCAUGGCCAUUGUGGAGCUGGCCAGUGCCACGUGGCUGGUGACCGGGCGGCACCCGGUGCCCGUGGUCACGGCCGCGGCGUUCCUGGCCUGGCAGUCCCUGCGGCCCGGCCCGCGCCUCUCGUGCCCCCUGGCACGGUUCUGCCGCCUGGCAGGGGUGGAGCUGCCCCCUCCAGCCCAGCUGAGGCUGAAGGAGCUGCUGGAGAUCCUGCUGGCGAUGGCCUCCCAGCUCUCCUGGCUGCGCGGCUUCCGCCUGGACAAGAAGACGGUGGUGAAGCACAUCGGGGAGCUGCUGCAGCACCGGCUGCUCCUGCUGAGACGUGCCUUCAGCCAGCAGGACGGGCUGGAGCAGCAGGGCACGGGCCUGGGCAUGGGCUCUGAGAGCCAGGAGUGCCAGGGCUGUGUGAGCCAGGGCUCUGUGAGCCAGGAGUGCCAGGGCUCUGAGAGCCAGGGCUCUGUGAGCCAGGAGUGCCAGGGCUCUGAGAGCCAGGGCUCUGAGAGCCAGGAGUGCCAGGGUUCUGUGAGCCUGGGCUCUGUGAGCCAGGAGUGCCAGAGCUCUGAGAGCCAGGAGUGCCAGGGCUCUGAGAGCCAGGAGUGCCAGGGCUCUGAGAGCCAGGGGUGCCAGGGCUGUCUGAACCAGGGCUAUCAGGAUAAGGACUCUGUGAAUAAGGACUCCCCAGGCCAGGGCUCUGUGAGCCAGGGUUCUUUGAGCCAGGGGUGCCAGGAUUCUGUGAGCCUGGGCUCCCUGAAUAAUGGCUGUCUGGAUAAGGACUCCCCCAGCCAAGGCUCUGUGAGCCAGGGCUCCCUGGAUAAGGACUCUGUGAAUAACAACUCCCCAGCCCAGGCUCCCCCCAGCUCUCCUGCAGUGCCACAGCAGCAGGGCAGUCCCUGGGCAGGGCAGCAGCAGCAGAGGGGCACCCUGAGGCCCCUGCUGCCCCCCUGCCUCCUCCAGCCCAGGAAGAGGCUGCGGGCGGCGGCUCCGAGCGCUGCGGGCGCGGCCGUGACGGGCGAUGAGCCCAUCUCAGACAGCGAGAUCGAGCAGUACCUGAGGAGCCCCGAGGAGAUCAGAGCCUUCAGGAGGGCCAAGGCCUGGUCCUGAAGGUGUCCCUGGCCCAGAGGGACAAUUUGGGGACCAGAAAUGUGAAGCCCACCGGGGACAGAGCGAUUGUGCUGCUGGGACGGUCGCCCAGAGAAUGGGGCAUUUUAUGGAGUGACUGCUUCAGGUUAUUUUACAUUUCUGUUGUAAGUAAAUAAAAGCACAAAAGGUGCCAGGUUUUCCAGGGCAGCCUCACCUUGGAUUUCUCAUUCU